This is a messenger RNA of Neoarius graeffei (lesser salmon catfish), 1642 nucleotides long. RefSeq names its product CCAAT enhancer binding protein alpha (gene cebpa). The coding region runs from base 296 to 1216 and encodes 306 amino acids. The record is from RefSeq and is a predicted model, not a curated record. Gene Ontology annotation, molecular function: RNA polymerase II cis-regulatory region sequence-specific DNA binding; DNA-binding transcription factor activity, RNA polymerase II-specific. Gene Ontology annotation, biological process: DNA-templated transcription; myeloid cell differentiation; regulation of transcription by RNA polymerase II. NCBI's taxonomy places the organism in Eukaryota, Metazoa, Chordata, Actinopteri, Siluriformes, Ariidae. The transcript has a single exon.
CAGCACUGACUCGAGGUCAAACACACACACAUAUACACACACACAUACAAACACGGAGAGUGAAGUUUUUGCUCUUCCACUGAGCCGUUCCGUGACUCCUGCUUCGCUUUGCAGGCACAUCAGGAGCCGCUUGCCUGCGGUCAAACCGGCGAGUUUGCGCCUUCUAGAAAACUCUUUAUUAUUUUUUAUUUUUAUUAUUAUUGUAUUUUUUUUUCUGUAAAGUGUGACCCCGGGCAGUGUGAGCAAGCUGGAUUCCCGGAGCCCUUCACCAUGUCAGGCGGGUUUUAGGUACUCCAUGGAGCAAGCAAACCUGUACGAGGCAGCCCCUCGGCCCCUGGUGACAAACCUCGCACCGAGCGCGCAGAACGCCUACGGCUACAAGGACGACCUGAGCGCGAUCUGCGAGAACGAGAGCUCCAUCGAUAUCAGCGCGUACAUCGACCCGGGCGCGUUUAACGACGAAUUCCUGGCCGACCUGUUCCACAGCAGUGGCGCGCGUCACGAGAAGCUCAAGCUGGCGAACGGCGGCGACUACGAGUACAGCCACGGCCUGGGACUCGGCGCACCCGGGCCGCAGCACUCAUACGGCUGUGCAGUGGCGAGCUACGGCGACUCGUCCAAGCUCGAGCCCGUGUACGAGACUCACGAGACGCGCAUGAGAGCCUUGGCGAUCAAGCAAGAGCCGCGCGAGGACGGAGAGCUCGGGCACGCGCCACAAUCCGGUGCCUACCACCCGCACCACCACCCGCAACACCACCCACACCUGUCGCACCUGCAGUACCAGAUCGCGCACUGCGCGCAAACCGCCGUGCACCUGCAGCCGGGUCACCCGACGCCUCCGCCCACCCCGGUGCCCAGCCCGCAUCACCAGCACCAACACCAACACCAGCACCAUCACCAACAGCAGGGCGGCCUCGCCGUCAAAAUGAUGGCCAACGGUACAGGCGACAGGCCCAAAUCCAAGAAGCAGGUCGACAAGAACAGCGCCGAGUACCGGCUGCGGCGCGAGCGCAACAACGUGGCCGUGCGCAAGAGCCGCGAUAAGGCCAAGAUGCGCAACGCCGAGACGCAACAGAAAGUCAUCGAGCUGUCAGCGGACAACGACAGACUGCGCAAACGCGUCGAGCACCUCACGCGCGAGCUCGAGACUUUGCGGGGGAUCUUCCGGCAGCUCCCCGACGGCUCGUACGUCAAAGCCAUGGGCGGCUGCGCCUAAAAGGACAGACUUUUCUUGGUGUUUUUUUUUUCCCUUAUCUUUUUUCCCUUCUUUUAUUUUUUGAAGUCGUGCUAUUCCUAUAGCGUCCGCUGGAUAUGUACUAUAGAUGUCACAGAUCAUAAUUAACUGAAACUGUUUCUAUCCAGAAGCCAGGCAGCUGCCGUCUACACGUGCCUUUUUUUAUUUCUAUCACACACACACACACACACACACACACACACACACACACACACACACACACACACAAAGAACUCAAUAAGCUCCUCUUUGGACUUCGUCCUCUGUAUAAAAAAUGUACUACAGUAAAGGUAUAAACGCAGCUCCUGUAGGGCAUGACAUGACUUCACAUCAGCAGAAGCAGAAGUUCUAGGCUAUUAAAUAUGUGUGUGUGUGUGUGUGUGUGUGUGUGUGUGUGUGUGUGUGUGU